Messenger RNA from Nothobranchius furzeri (turquoise killifish), 1913 nucleotides. It is a transcript of the gene cd40lg, whose product is annotated as CD40 ligand. Gene Ontology annotation, cellular component: membrane. NCBI's taxonomy places the organism in Eukaryota, Metazoa, Chordata, Actinopteri, Cyprinodontiformes, Nothobranchiidae. The record is from RefSeq and is a predicted model, not a curated record. Gene Ontology annotation, biological process: immune response. Gene Ontology annotation, molecular function: tumor necrosis factor receptor binding.
AAGUAAUGCAAUAAAUAGAAUCAUGACAUACAUGGCAGAAGGAGGCGUGACAUUAUGAGCACAUUCAUGUCCUCUCAAUAGGUUAGAUCUGUCGCAGAUCUGAAGGCCCCACAGCUUCCAGGAAGUAGACAAAGAAAAACUCAGUUGCUUGAGAGAGCAUUUGCUCAGAGGUGCAUGGGAUGUCACGGAUGUCAGGCCUCUCUGGGUUCCACUGCUCUUCUCCAUCAUGAUCAACACCUACCAGACCAGCGUGGCUCCACCGCCGGUGCCUCCACGCUACGCCAAGCCCCAACCGGUCCUCAUCCCGGCUCAGCUUCCAGCACCGAACAGCGGCAAGCCUCUCAUCCGAUUUCUGGUUGCUUUAGUGAUUCUGCACUUGCUGCUGUCUGUUGGAGGGUUCAGUUAUCUGUUCCAUCAACAAAACCCAGGUUCAUCUGAAAACCUCCCCUCCCAUCAGCGACAAGUUGGUUUUCUCUCAGCAGAAAAACAAGAAAUUACUUACAGAGCUUUGGCACGAAUGGUAGCAACCACUCCAAAAGAGGAAUCAAAGGGUUAUCUCCAGUGGGACAUGAAACACUCCAUUCGCAAAAACAUCAACUACUACCGAAGCAGCUGGCUGACCAUCCUUGAGCCUGGUGAUUAUUUUGUUUACUCCAGAGUGACCUUUUCCAAAAGUCACGUUAAAGAACCGCUGACCAGCUGGGUCAAAAUGAGAAAGACUGAGGAGGAGGAGGAAAAGGUUAUGAUGGUGGCCUCCUGCAGCUUGUCCGAUUCUGCAUCGAGCCCUCAGUUGUGCACCGCCUCACAGGGGGACCUGAUCUCCCUGGAGAGGGGGGACCAGCUCAGCGUCUGGGUACCAGACCUCUCUCUUGUAAACUAUAAAGAUGGUGCAACUGUCUUUGGGAUGUACAAACUAUAGGACUCUAGCAGGAGCACGUGCACGGAUCUGAACUCUGUGGGGACUCUACAUCUGGAUUUAUAGCUACCAAGAAAUCAUCAGAGUGGAUCAAACAGACAUUUUGUUGGAACUAAGAGACAAAAUGCACAUUCAGAAAUUAUAAUUUAUUAAAUAACGUGCAAUUCUGUUUUGUGGAUAGUAGUUUUAUAUUUAUUUCUGUGUAUUGCUGCAUUUGUCUCUGAUAAGAUUUUAUUUUUUAAAAUCUAUUAUUCUUCCCCAUUUUUUAAACAUUUUUAGUAAAAAAUAAAAAAAAACUUGUUUUCUUUGCAUUUUAUUGCUGGGUUUAUUAGUUAUUGUACCUAGAAGCUGCCGUGUCCAAGAGGGGAGCAUUUAUUCUUAAAAACUUACUUUGGACAAAAGAUUGCAAGACUCCAGCCCUUUGAGAUGUUGAUUUAAAAGAAGAAAAAAUCACUAAUAAUGAUCUUUUGCUAACAAGUUCAUUAAAACCAACUGAAGAUAGUUUAGUCGCUCCCAGAAUGUACAAAAAGCCUCCUCAUUUAGGACUGAAUAACAGCUAAAAUGGCCUUUUUAUCAUUAAACUAGACUUGAGCAGAAAAGGCAACAUGUUUUCCAUCAACAUGUUAAUUCAGUUUUGAUUAACAAAAAGUUUAUGAACCUAAAAAGGUUGUUAAAAUUGAAGACAAAACAAUUUCUCUGCGUUUAAUAUUCAGAAUAAUUUCCUAUAAAUGCUAAUUAUGGUGUCUAUUUUAGGAUUAAGUUAUUCUAAAGGGAGCUUAUGAGUAACUUCGUGUGAGAGCUUUACUUGAUGAGUAAUCUAUCCCGACCCAGCAAACUCGAAACGAUAGUUAAGCCCUCAGACGUGUGCUUCUCAUGGUGGAGGCAUGGAAAGUGUGAAUCUCUAUGGAGGUGUGUAGGUGCAGAGGCAGCACUCUCUCACAGGAUGUCACCCAUUCUUGUCACUCCUUCCAUCGUGCAACGAGUUUCCUGAGAGUGA